This is a messenger RNA of Bipolaris sorokiniana ND90Pr, 1685 nucleotides long. RefSeq lists its product as uncharacterized. NCBI's taxonomy places the organism in Eukaryota, Fungi, Ascomycota, Dothideomycetes, Pleosporales, Pleosporaceae. The record is from RefSeq and is a predicted model, not a curated record. Gene Ontology annotation, molecular function: flavin adenine dinucleotide binding; oxidoreductase activity, acting on CH-OH group of donors. The transcript has a single exon. Bases 1 to 1662 code for a protein of 553 amino acids.
AUGGAGUCCUCAUUCGACUACAUCAUCGCAGGCGGAGGCACUGCUGGUGUCGUGAUCGCUUCUCGUCUAAAAGAAUACCUACCUAACUCCAGCAUUGCGUUACUCGAAGCAGGUCCAAACGCAGUGGACGAUCCCGCUAUCGACAAUGUCUCGGACCCACUCAACUGGAUGCCGCUGUUCCAGAAAGGCUUCCUUAUAGACUACUCAACCACACCACAAGAGCAUCUGGGUGGCAGAAAUAUCAUGAAUGCUGCGGGCCGUUUGUUGUCAGCAGCAAGUGGUGUCAACAUUGGGUUAUGGAUGCGAGCCUCUGCUGCUGAUCUAGACGUCAUAGCUGAAAGAGCGGGAAAUGCGAGGUUCACAUAUAGCAGUAUGGAAAAGUACUACAAGCGCAUAGAAACACAUUUCAAUGCGACAGCAGACAAGGAGCACUAUGGCUUCGAGGGCAAGAUUCAUACUGUAGGUGGAAGAAAGUAUCCAAUCCGAAAUCUUCUCCAAGAGAGUGCGGAGAACCUGGGCCACAAGUACAAUUCAACCAGGGGAGACCCGACGGGUCUGGGAGAUAUCACCAAGUGCUGGCGUGCUACUUCCGAGUCCACCGCAACACGACAACAUAGUGCCAAAGUAUACGACCUAAGCGGCGUUGAAGUCUUUUGCGAUACAUUCGCAGCUCGCGUUCUUCUCAAUGAUUCAAAGCGAGCCAUUGGAGUGGAACUUACCUCUGGUAAACGCAUCAUGGCGAACAAGGAAGUCAUACUUUCAUGCAGGACCCAAGUCUCACCAAAGAUCCUGAUGCUAUCCGGUAUUGGACCCGCCGACGAACUGGCCAAACACAACAUACCCCAAACCGUCGAUUCACCCGCAGUAGGCCAGAAUCCCUGCGACCACAACGCCAUGACAAUGUACUUCAAGCUCAAAGACGCCUCAAAAGGCUAUGCGCGCCCAUUCAAUGGGUAUGCGGAACCAGCAUAUGGCCAGGGUCUCCCCUUUUACUUUUGCUUGUUCGCGAAUAUUCCCGAUACAGAGCUUUCUCCACACCUCAAGAACGAUGGCAUUCGCAUUGAUGAACCGCAAGAGGAGGACUUGCUACUGCGACCGAAUCGAUGCCACUACCUUAAUUUGGCAGUUUACUACCCUUUUCUUGUUGAUCCGGCCAUUUCCCCCACGGUCAAAGAAGUCGGCGCUCACAUUUCUCUAUGUGCACUUCCUAUGCUUCCAUUAUCUCGCGGUAGUGUAACGCUGAACCCUGCGGAUCCUAACGAUAAACCUGUGUGCAAUCCGCGUUUUCUCUCUACUAACACCGAUCGGUUUAUUCUGCGUCGCGCUGUGCGUGGGAACUUGCGCUUGGUGGAAACAGGACCGCUAGCUGCGGAGAUUGAGGGCGAAAUUCCGCCUGCGGGUGCACAGUUUCCCGCGUUGACGACAAAGAGUAGCGAUGAGGAGAUUGAUGCGCGUAUCACGCAGUUUGCAAGUACAAUUUAUCAUCCCGUGGGUACAUAUACGUUGGGAACGGUGUUGGACGAUGCGUUCAGAGUUAAAGGAGUGGGGGGACUGAGGGUUUGCGAUGCUAGUGUUCUCCCGGAACCAAUUGCUGCUAUGCCUUCCUGCACUAUUUAUGCGUUGGCGGAGAUGUGUGCUGAUCUCGUUGCUAGGAAGGCCUGAAUCUUCGGUAAGAGAUGGAAGGA